This is a messenger RNA of Pleuronectes platessa (European plaice), 3978 nucleotides long. RefSeq lists its product as uncharacterized. NCBI's taxonomy places the organism in Eukaryota, Metazoa, Chordata, Actinopteri, Pleuronectiformes, Pleuronectidae. Bases 45 to 1823 code for a protein of 592 amino acids. The record is from RefSeq and is a predicted model, not a curated record. The transcript is spliced from 18 exons.
GAAACACAGAGAGAGAGAGAGAGGGUGGUGGGAAACACGGGGGGAUGAAAAUGAUGGCGACCGUAGCAGAGGAGAUAAGAACCCACACAAGCCCCCGCCCCGUCCCCGACAGCAGCCUCAGCACUGUGUCCAUCCAAAUCAGGCGGAAGCACCAGGAUAGACAGUGGAGGCUGCGCUUUGUUUACCUGCAGUGCUAUUUCUUGACCAUUGCAACAAUACUAGGAACCGGGAUCUUAGGUCUCCCAGUAACAAUAGCCCAUGCCGGACUGGUGCCUUUCCUUGUCUCCUUUCUUAUUGGCUUUUUUGUCCAGGGCUUGCUCAUCUACCUGUUUGUGGAGCUUCUUCAGAAAUGUCAGGUGGUGCAGCUGGAAUCGUUAAAGGCAGAUGUGGCAGAGUGUAUUGUGAUGAAUCGGGUGUGUGUGGAUGAUCCAGCUCUCACAGAGGAUGAGGAUGAAGAUGAGGGUGAAAAUGCAGAAGCAGAUACAGGUUUGCUGCAGCCGGAUGCGGUUUCUCUGCACAACGAGGAGGAAGGACUUCAGCCUAACCUUCAUCUGCUCGGCCACAUUUUCCUCUCACGGCCCAUGAGCCACGCCUUCAACUUCAUCCUCCUCUUCCAGUUUAUUUCUAUUGGGAUUAGUUAUGUCUUGGCUGGCAGUGAGGCCUACGCUGCUCUUCUUAAUGUCAGUCACAUAUAUGUGAUUCCGGCCUUCACCUGGAUUCUGACUCUUGCAAUUUUACUGGGACACACAGUCAUCAAGCCAAUCACGUCCGUGCUCACCCUGCUGAAAGGAAUCCUGCUCAUGGUCACGGUGGCUGUGACAUUUGCAGUGGGGUCAGAGGUCGGCCUUCAGAGCAGCAGUGACUUCAGUCAGAUGGGGAAACCUUUCCUAAUGGGCACAGUGGCGCUGGGGGGGAUUGUAAACGUGAUGCCUUUGCUUUUCUCACAGAUCUCGCACAACAAAACACAGAUCCUGUGGUUUCGUCGAGCAGUUCUUGGCGGCCUGACAACCUGCACUGUACUCAACAUCCUCUGGUGCUGGGCAGUGCUGGAAAUUGUUCCCCAAACAUCUUUACCAGAGUUGCGGACGGCAGUUGGGACGAAUACCCAUCUUGAAUCCAACGGCACACCUGGACCUGCACAACACCCUCUGUUGUACUCCAACAUCUCACUAGAGGAGUCUGAGAAAGCAGGAGAGAUUGCAACCAUCCCACUGACAAAGAUUAUUAAUGAACGUUACAGGGCUUACUCCUGGGUGGCUGAGCUGAUACAGGUGUUUAUAGCCAUCAGUGUCACUGUGUCCUUCCUGGUGAUGGGAUCUGCCAUGAAACACACCAUUGAUGGUCUGGUGAGCUCCAUGUGGACCAAAAGGCUGGAGUGGCUGUCUAAAGCCUGGGAGAGAAAUCUGCCAAACAAACACCACAUCUGCUCGGCAAGAAGCUUGGCCAAAGGAUUCAUGUCCCUGCUCGCAUUUCUUGCCAUCUUUAUCGUGUCAGUGUUUGAUCCCAGGGGUUUUAUUGUCAUGUUGGACAAAGUUGUGUCGUUCUCUCUCAACACUGAAGUGGGACUGUUUGUCUUCAUCAUGCUGAGAGAAUCCAGAGAGGACAGAUUCCAACACCUCGCAGUCCCUCUUCCUGUGGGCGACUGCAUCUUCAGCCUCACUUGGCUGCUCCCCACCUACUUCCUGUUUGCUGUGACCUACGACGUCCUGCAGACGCUGGCAGACGUGGCUCAUUACCUGCAUUUCUACAGCCCCGGUCAGGAAGCACAUUACCAGAAUCUGAGCGUGAGCAUCCCAGCAGUCAAUGUCUCUGCGCUGCUCUGAUCCAAUGAUUCAAGAAACAAGAUAUGGACCACGACGGGUUGAAGUUGCCAAAAAGACGCUUAGCAAGAGCUUUUUUUUUUCUCUUGUAUUCACAUUUAUCAAGUUCUUGAUGUUAUCCUAAAAGUUUGAAUUUAGGCUUGUGUGUUUUUGCGACGCAUCUUCCCAUGAUCACCUAACAAUCUUACAGUGCAGCAGUAGGGGGCGCUCAAGUCUCUGUUUCUUCAGUAGCUUUUUCCAUGAGACCAGACCUGUAGGUGUUUACAGGAUCCAAGCAAAUAUUGUCCGAGUAAAUAUCAAUGAUGUUAACGAGUCUCUCUCUGCCUCCCUCUCACCAGGGUUGCCAGGUCUGUGUAACAAAAACAGAACAAUGACCAAAAAUAGGUCCACCAACCAGGGGACAAUACUAAACAGUAGUCCAAGUUUACAUGGAAACGGUUUAUAAUACUCAGACAUAUAUACACAGUUUGAAAAUGCAUUCAGCUCAAUGUAGAACAAUAUCUGUACUUCAAAAUGCAGUAGGAAUGAAAAUGAUUGUGAUUGGCUCCUGCCCUAGUUGUCGCUCGCAGUCUGUCCCAGGAUAUUUACAUAAAGUUGAGCCUUGUUUUGUUUACUACUCUGCCUCCAGUGCAGGUACAGUGUGGCCGGGGGGGGAUUGUGCCAAUAUAACCUACUGAAGGAGACAGGUGACAUUUACAUGAUAAGAGUAGACUUGGUCACCCACACCAUGUGAAAAUUACGCAAUCCAUACGUACAUCACCAAACAUCAGUGAUGAGGAGGUCAUCGCCCUUUUUUAGUUUGAAUUUAUUCACAAUACAACUUCUAGUCGGACUAUCAAUUUUUCAUUUGUAAAAACAAUACUUACUCUCUCAAAACUGCAAGGCUACAGUAGCAAAUUCAUAUGAAUAUAUAAUACAGAUAUCUAAAUAAUAGACCACAAUACUGUUGCUGUCCAAGCUUUUGUGUCUUUAUGUUUGUUUGAACGACAGGUCGAGCAGACACAAGAACUUAAUAUACAAACAGGUAAUGAAGUAGUGAACAUGCAGUUUAAAAACACAACCAUGCUUUAUAAAUCUGACACAAUGCACAUAUUUCAGUCUCUGUGUUUACAGAGUGUUUUAUACAUCUGGUCCCUGAUCUUUUAUUACUGUAUAUAUAACUGUUUAUCGACACAUAUAUACAAACAUUUUACUGAAAUACUUGCGACUAUAUAUUAUGCUGUAAACUGAGCCACUAUCGAUGUACUAUAAAGAGUAUUCAAAAUGCCACCUAUUAAAAUUGUUAUUAUUUAUUUAAUUAAUUAUUCUAUUUUUAACUUCACUUCUUUAAGCUCUGUCAUCAUGAAAUCAGUGACUUUUAUAGCUAAUAAUGUUUUGGGGAAAUUAUUAAUGACUCGAAUAGUUUCUUUACUAUAAUUCGUCACCAAAAACCUUAACAGUUAGUUUUCAAGUGCAGUUUUCCAAACUUCUCAACAUUUUUACAUUCACAUAAUGACCCUUUGAACGGGGGGAGCCUUAUUAUUCUCCACGCCUCAUCAGUAUUCACGGGGAAACACUAGGUUCCCUUUAGAUUUAGACAAGUUCAAAUGCAUGUUCCUAAAUUCAGGAAGUUUUGAUUAAGUCAUGAUCUCUCUGGAUUUCUCCUCCCAACACACAAAUGUGUCUUGACAUAAAAAUUAGAAAAUGAAAUUGCUUAUAAAGUGAUAUAAUCAAGUGUAUAAUUAUGUUUCUCUUUACUCCAAAAUGCUCAAUCAUGGCACUGGUAAAUGUUCCCAGUUCCAGUCUCCAGCCCAAAGGUGUGAAACGUCUCUGGCAGACGCUACUGUUCUGUUCUGAUUUCCACAACAUUGUGUCUCAUCUGCAAUGGGAUCAAAUAAAUUACAGGAAAAAUCCUUUAUUGAUAUUCACAAGUACCUGUGACUCAGCAGUCAUGGCUCGCUGCCGGAGUGGAGCCAGUGUUCAUUUGCAAUCAGUGUUCAGUUAGGAGUGAAAAUCCAAAUGGCUCCAACUUCCUUUGUAGAUUUGAAAUAAUACAUCAUCCCUUUUCACCCACUUUGAAAAUCCCUGCUUUAAAACACAGAGAGAAAGAAGCAUGUCUCUUUCUGAUCACUUUGUUUUCUGCUGCGCACCACAGAGUGCACCCGCAUGUCGACAUCAA